ACACGUCAUCUUCCUCUUCCGCCGCUGCUCCGGCGCCCUGAAACACGAGUGCUGAUCUUUUCUCUUUUUUUUACGGGAGUCGCUGUGAAUAUACUGGAUCGACUGGUUACACCCAGCUGACGACCAUGAGACCCAUCCUGCUCCAGGGCCACGAGAGGUCCAUCACUCAAAUCAAGUACAACCGAGAAGGAGACCUGCUCUUCUCUGUAGCCAAAGACACGGUAACCAACGUGUGGUACUCUGUCAACGGAGAGAGGCUCGGCACCUACAAUGGACACACAGGAGCCGUGUGGUGUGUGGACUGUGACUGGGACACUAAAAACGUAUUGACGGGAUCCGCAGACAACAGCUGUCGACUGUGGGACUGUCAGACCGGUAAACAGCUGGCUCUGCUCGACACCAACUCCGCUGUCAGAACGUGCGGCUUCGACUUCAGCGGCAACAUCAUCAUGUUUUCCACAGACAAGCAGAUGGGUUACCAGUGCUUCCUGAACUUCUUCGACCUGAGGGAUCCACAGCAGAUCGAGGACAACCAGCCCUACCUGUCGCUACCAUGCAAUGACCACAAGAUAACCAGCGCUGUGUGGGGACCGCUGGGAGAGUUCGUCAUCGCUGGCCACGAGAACGGAGAGUUCAACCAGUUCAGCGCCAAGUCUGGAGAGAUCAUCAAGAAGGCCAAGGAUCACACCAAGCAGAUCAACGACAUCCAGACAUCCGUGGAUCUGACCAUGUUCAUCAGCGCCUCCAAGGACAACACGGCCAAGCUGUUUGACUCCGCCUCUCUGGAUCACAUCAAGACUUUCAAGACAGAGAGACCCGUCAACUCUGCUGCCAUCUCCCCCGAUAUGGAUCAUGUGGUGAUGGGAGGUGGACAGGAGGCCAUGGAGGUCACCACUACCUCCACCAGGAUCGGCAAGUUUGAGGCCAGGUUCUUCCAUGCUGCCUAUGAAGAAGAGUUUGGCAGAGUCAAGGGUCAUUUCGGCCCCAUCAACUGUGUGGCAUUCCACCCCGAUGGCAAGAGCUACAGCAGCGGAGGAGAAGACGGAUACACGAGGAUUCAUUACUUUGACUCACAGUACUUUGACUUUGAGCUGGAGGCGUAAACAGUCGGGCUCCUUCCCCACACAGCUUCAGUCCAGUCGGGAAGAAGCAACCAUCGACUGAAGUGCAUUUACAGUCUACUAACCACCUCGCCUCAUUCCCUUCAUCUGAACUGAUCUGUAAUCGGUGUACUUUUCACCCGUGGCUUCAAAUAAAGGUAAAGCGGUCAGGACUGCAUCUCGGAGAUGAGAGGGUUUCUGGUGUUUUUUUUGUCAUUUUUCUAACAUCACUCGGGAAACUGUCUUUGUGGGAUCAGAAGCAACUUUUGUACCCUGGAUCCUCGGAGCGAUCGUGACUGGACUUCAGAACCAACACUCCCUGACACCAAACUUUAUUUAAUCUCAUUCUACAAACAAGUAGAAUUUGAGUUGAUGUAUCUUCUGUUCUGCCAUUCCGUACCAAUUCACCAUAAAAUUACUGAAUUCAA
Molecule: messenger RNA, 1528 nt
Organism: Anarrhichthys ocellatus (wolf-eel)
Lineage: Eukaryota; Metazoa; Chordata; Actinopteri; Perciformes; Anarhichadidae
Gene: eif3i
Product: eukaryotic translation initiation factor 3, subunit I
Exons: 11
Coding region: 126-1103 (325 amino acids)
Biological process (GO): cytoplasmic translational initiation
Cellular component (GO): eukaryotic translation initiation factor 3 complex, eIF3m; cytoplasm
Molecular function (GO): protein binding; RNA binding; translation initiation factor activity
Source: RefSeq, a predicted model, not a curated record